This is a messenger RNA of Glarea lozoyensis ATCC 20868, 1266 nucleotides long. Its product is annotated as Heme-dependent catalase-like protein. Lineage: Eukaryota; Fungi; Ascomycota; Leotiomycetes; Helotiales; Helotiaceae. The transcript has a single exon. Gene Ontology annotation, molecular function: heme binding; catalase activity. Gene Ontology annotation, cellular component: mitochondrion; peroxisome; cytoplasm. Bases 1 to 1266 code for a protein of 421 amino acids. Gene Ontology annotation, biological process: hydrogen peroxide catabolic process; response to hydrogen peroxide. The record is from RefSeq and is a predicted model, not a curated record.
AUGAUAGACAUCAAGAGUAUGCAAAUUCUAACAAACCUAAUUGAUCAGAUCACUCACGACAUCUCCGAUAUUUGUGACAUAGACAUGUUACUGGGCGUCGGCAAAAAGACUGACUGCGUCAUGAGACUAUCAACGACAGCAUUUGAAAGAGGCUCAGCAGAAACAAUUCGUGAUGUGAAAGGGAUGGCUGUCAAAUUCUUCACAGAACAAGGAAACUGGGAUUGGGUUUGCCUGAACAUCCCUAUGUUUUUCUUACGAGACCCCGCCAAAUUCCCAGCUAUGAUGCGUGCUCAGCGUCGCGAUCCAGAGACAAAUCUGGUUAACCCAAACAACUGGUGGGAAUGGCUAUGUGAAAAUCACGAGGCUCUUCACAUGAUGAUGUUCCAGUAUAGCGAUUUUGGAACUAUGUUCAACUGGAGAAGCAUGAGCGGUUAUGUUGGACAUGCUUACAAAUGGGUGAAGUCGGACGGAUCAUGGAAAUAUGUGCAUUUUUUCUUCGCUUCGGAUCAGGGGCCCAAUUUUGAGCAGGGUAAUAAAGAGAAAGAUCUUGCGGAGGAAGAUCCAGAUUAUGCGACUAGAGAUCUGCAUGGUGCUAUUGAGCGAGGGGAAUUUCCAAGCUGGACUGCCAAGGUUCAGGUUGUCGAUCCAGAAGACGCUCAUAAACUCUCUUUCAAUAUCCUCGAUAUCACGAAACAUUGGAAUCUGGGAAACUAUCCCCGAGAUGUGCCAGUCAUACCAGGAAGACCCUUUGGCAAGCUUACGUUGAAGCGGAAUCCAAAAGAUUUCUUCACAGAGAUUGAACAACUCGCAUUUGCACCUUCUCACCUCGUUCCUGGCGUAGAGCCAUCAGAAGAUCCAAUCCUGCAAGCCCGUUUAUUCGCUUAUCCAGAUGCGCAAAGGUAUCGACUCGGGGAGAACAAUGAACAGUUACCCGCAAACCGGUGCAAAGGAAACAUUGAACAACCUGCGACACGCCCCGUGUCUGUCGGGACACCGAAUGCUGAAUGGUUAGCAAAAGUAUCUUCCAAAGAAUGGACGCAGCCAAAUGAGCUUGACUACAAGUACCCUCGAGAGUUCUGGAAGAUUUUGCCUGUACUACGAAAUGAUGCAUUUCAGGAAGCGCUGGUCGUCAAUAUGUCAAAGUCAGUGGCUGAGACUCGUCCGGAUGUAAGGGCGAAAGUGUACAGUACACUCGCUUCAAUUGCUGCUGAUCUUUCAGAGCGGGUCAAGGCUAUGACUGAGAAGCUGGUGGCGGAAAGGGUUUGA